AUGAAAAGAAAGUUUUAUGAGAUUAGUAAUACUGGCUAAGACCAGCUUUUCGGUCAAGAAACUAAGAGAAGAAAGAUUGAGUCUUAGCGAGUUGGUGAUUUUAUAGUGGAUGCUAAGAAUUCUGUUAAUUUUAGAUUGAGUUCAGACAUUAAUCAGUUAGAGGAUUAGAGUAUCACAUCUUAAUUUUUCAGUCCUAAAUUUCUGCACACUAUCUUUGGAGAGAAAGAAAGAAUAAGUGGAUAUGAAGGUUUGUCCGUAGAUAUUACUUUUUCUAAAAAGAGGCUGCUGCCAUUCCUUUAAAUCUCUUAUGAAAAUAAAGCGCCAGCUUUUGCAAAUGUUGAUAAUAUUGAAGAACUCUUUCAAAAACAGUUUGGAAGAAUUUAUGAUAAACCUGAGUAGUUCAUUGAAAGAUUGAACGAAGAGGACAAUAUUCCACCAUGGGGAGAAAGAAUUUCAGAUUUCACAGGAGAAAAAGAAGUUAAUAAAUGCUUUAUUAAUAAAAUUGGGCUGGAAAAUGAAUUGUUUCAUGAGUAAAACUUUUACCUCCAAUCAAUCCUACCAUUCUUUAUUGAUGGAGCUUCAGUUAUUGAGCCAAGUCCAUUCUGGAAAUACUUCUUGGUAUAUGAGCAUGGAAGCCAUAAUUUACUAGCUUACGCAACUGUAUUUGAGGCUCAUCAUAAUGCCGAAAAAUUUAGAGCUAAAAUAUCUUAGGUAUUUGUGUUACCUCCUUAUCAGAGAUAAGGUCUAGGCUAGAAAUUAUAUUAAACAAUGUAUGAUCAUUAUGUUAAAGAUCAACCAAAAUGCUUUGAAGUAAUAGUGGAAGAUUCAUCAGAUGAAUUCUAAAGAUUGUAGGAUCAAAUUAACUCUGAGUCCUACUUAAAAUUGAAUAAGUAACUAGUAUCUACACUAUCAGGCUUGCCUAUCAGUAAUGUGAUAAAUAAUGCUGAUUAACUGAAGAUAUUUACUUUGACCAAGUAACAAGUUGAGUAAUUUGCAAGGGAUUUAAAGGUUCCAUAGGCAACUGUUUUAAGACUUCAUGAUCUUGCUGUAUACUCGUUUUUAGGCAAUAAUACUAAUGUAUUGACAGCUUAUAGAAUCAAUAUAAAAAAGAGAUAUUAUGUGAGAUGUGCAAAGAGUUAUAUGGAACUUUUCAAGAAUGUAGGAAACUAAUUAUUCGACUCUAAAGGUGGUUUGAAUGAGCCAUAUGUAUAUAAUGAAUAGCUUGAAGAAGAUCCAUUCUGCAGAAAUGAAGACGAGGAAGAAAGAAAAGAUCAAAAGGCAAUUGAAGGCGAGAGAGUUCUGACUCAAGAAGCUGUUAAAAUUGAACUUAAAAAUAUUUACAACACCUUGAUUGAAGGUUAUGAUUAGCUUAAGAGCAAGGUUAAUGCAUUAGUAACUCAAAAUUUGCUUCACUAAAAGUUAGCAUGA
This is a messenger RNA of Stylonychia lemnae, 1428 nucleotides long. The record is from the annotation of a GenBank genome assembly. NCBI's taxonomy places the organism in Eukaryota, Ciliophora, Spirotrichea, Sporadotrichida, Oxytrichidae.